GUUGAUCUUGACCCAGCUACAUGGCAGACGUUAUGCGAUGAAUAUUGAUUUUAAUUUUUGCAAAAUUAAAUGUUAAGUGAAAGUGAAGAAAUCGAAAGUGGUUUUCCCGAUGUGUGACAUCCACUUUAAAUAAUUGUAAACAUUAACGUGAAGUGGUAUAUCUUAUCAUAUCCGCCAGUUGUGAAAUUUUUACAUUUUUCUUUAAUUAAGACCUAAUCUUCCAUACACAAUAGACUCCCUUCCUGACCACAGUUGCGGGAUACUCAAUUGGGAUUACGCGAAUUUUAGUCAAAUGGACUACGAUCAAGCUCUCUAUGCAAUUCAAGAGCUUCCGCAGCCUGAAACAAUAUCCUGUCGGUCGCGUCCUCAGAACUACUAUCACUACGAGCAGGAAGAGGGAGUCUCCAUUGUUCCAGAAUGGGAUCUCGUUUGUGAGAACAAUGUCUGGCGGACAACAGUCCAAGUGGGCUUGAGUAUAGGAAAGUUCCUGGGAGCUUCUCUUUUUGGCGUGAUCUCAGACAAAUUCGGCCGGAAGAGGGCUUUUGUUGGCGGAGCAAUACUCUACAUAGUUAGUGGUUUCCUCACUGUAUUCACAAAAUCUUAUGUGCUCUUCCUCCUGGGGAGGAUUGGAUUAGGCAGUUCAGCUUCCGGACUGUUCUAUGCUGCCUUCACUCUUUUGACUGAAAAUAUAGCUCUGAAACAUAGAUCAUGGAUGAGUAUCAUGUUCACCAUUUCCUAUCCAAUAGGAAUGUUAAUCCUGACACUUUUUGCCUAUUUAUUGCCCCUCUGGCGAUCUCUUCAGCUAGCUCUGGUAGUUCCAGGACUUCUACUUAUUGUCCAUUGCUAUUUUCUUGACGAAUCCCCUCGAUGGCUUGUCAGCAAGAAUCGCGAAAAGAAAGCCUACAAAAUAGUCUUUGGGAAGAAGCCCAAUGUCGAUUUAAUCUUCAAAGCAUCGAAGAAAAUGGAAGAUAUUCCAUCAGCUGCCGAGAGUGAAGCUCAAGCUUCGACUCUCGCUUCGAAGCUAAAGAAUUCUUUUAAGGAAUUCGCCGGUUUGUUCAGCACUUGGACACUUAGGAAGAGAAUUCUUAUUUGCUAUUUCGUAUGGUGUGUCACCUCAAUGUCAUACUACAUUACCGCGAUCAAUGCAGACAAUUUGUCUGCAAAUAGAUACAUAUACGUGGCUUGCACAGGCCUAGUGGACAUUCCUGCAUACAUCAUUCCCAUCUUCAUUCUCAAAUACACAGGAAGGAGGUUGUCCUCCUUUGGGCUGUAUCUUGCAGCAGGACUGAGUCUGCUAGCUGUUCUGGCGAUUCCAAGAGAGCAUACAAAUCUGAUCGUGGCAUUCGCAAUGUUUGGCCGUUUUGGCAUCAGUGCUGUGUAUGCUGUUCUUACCCUGCACACAGCUGAACUCUUCCCCACUGAGAUCCGGAACUCAGCGCUGGGUACGAGUUCAACAAUGGCUCAUGUAGGCUCCAUGGCGGCACCCUACAUUGUCGAUCUCUUGGGCAUGAUCGCCUGGUACAUCCCUACAACAAUCUGUGGGACGUCCAUCCUCAUAGCUGGCUUCCUGUCUCUCCUGCAGCCCGAGACUGCCAACAGAGAUCUCAGGGAUCAUGUCCAGCAGGAGGAUGAAGAGAAGAAAAUGAACUCGUAGUGAUUCAAAGACGUGUUUUUUUUAUAACUCAAGAUUGUAAAUGUAUAUUACAUUUCAUAUAUUCCCUUGGGCAA
This is a messenger RNA of Phlebotomus papatasi, 1728 nucleotides long. RefSeq names its product organic cation transporter protein. Lineage: Eukaryota; Metazoa; Arthropoda; Insecta; Diptera; Psychodidae. Gene Ontology annotation, biological process: transmembrane transport. Gene Ontology annotation, cellular component: membrane. Gene Ontology annotation, molecular function: transmembrane transporter activity. The transcript has 5 exons. The record is from RefSeq and is a predicted model, not a curated record. Bases 293 to 1654 code for a protein of 453 amino acids.